CCUCCCCCCUCCCGCAACGUUCCUUGCUUUCCGAGAGAGGCAUGACCAGUCCCAGUGUGACGGCCCGGCCCAGGAGAAAAGUCAGAAGCAACAGGGUGGAACAAGUGAGCAUCGAGCCUGUAACUUCAUUCCCCUGUCCUGCCAUUCCGGCAUUCGCUGUUCAUGCAGACAUCACGGCUCUGGUACUACCGGGCUGAGUUCAGCAGAGCUGAGGGAACCAGCCUGGGCUCCAGCUGCAUGAAUUUUGCAUUUAGCCUGAGCGAGCCAGGUGUCGUUUGAGGCUGUGCGUGCUGAAAGGCCCUCUACCUGAAAGAUGACUCAGUCAGUGCAAGUUAACCCAAAGCUGCCUGAUUUGGCCUCUCCCUUUCUCUACUCCAGUCAAGAGCAAGUUGACCAGCCGUCAUCUUACUCCGUACAAACACCAUAUGGUUUCCAGCUUGAUUUGGAUUUCCUGAAAUAUGUGGAAGAGAUAGAGAGUGGGCAUAAUCUUCGUAGGGCAGCUGUCACGUCUCGUCGGUCCGGACGGGGGCUCAAAACCUCUCAGAGAUAUGUUGGGGGGCGCGCCAGCGGCUGGACUUCCACAGAGUCCCUUUCCUCUCCUGCUAGUGAGGAUGGCAGGGUGCCUCCCCUGCCGCCGCCAAGAAACCGCCUUGGCUCCGCCCCUUGCGAAGUGCUUUCUCUCUCCCCUGUGACUCUCCUCAGUGUUCCCCCACUGACUGCCGGUGCCAAAGUACCACCCCCUCCACCACAACGCAACCCUCGAGUUGAGCGAACUCUUCUUGAAACUAGCCGGCGGCUACAGCAGGAGCAAAGCCAUCACGAUGGUGGCCGAUUCCAGCUCGCAGAUCCUCCCAAGCAGCUGUCCGCCUCUGCGUCAACUCAGCCUCUGCAGAGCAGCUGGACUAAACCUAGUCCUCAAACCUCUGGACUCAACACUCCUGCCGCUGGCACGACAGUGCCCCCCAGCCAACUGCAGACAGUUCGAGAGCAGAUGGCUACGGCCUUGAAACAACUGAAGGAGAUGGAGGAACGAGUAAAGGGUGUUCCGGCUCUGGAAAAAGAGGUGGCUGAGCUUCGUGUCGAGAAAGACAUGCUGUUGUUAGCACUUCAGGAGAAGAAAGCAACAAAGAAGCCACAGUUGGUCGACUCCUCUUCGCAGACCACAGAGUCCUCCAAAUCCAGCCCAAAUAUCCAGAGUCGAUUAAGUUGCCCAGCCUCACCUGGUCACAAAGGUCACAAAUCUGAGGAAUUGAAAAAGCUUGCUGAGAAGUUUGAGGGGAAAGAUGGUUGUGCAGCACAACUUUCAUCAAAAGUUGUACCGAAGGCUCCUGGGAAGCCAUCUGUUGACAAGAAAUCCGUGGCUGUGGGAGAUGAUCAGCCCAUAGACUCAAUUGUUUUCUAUUACAGCCACAGUGUGAAAGACGCCGCUGUGGGAACUGAGCUCCAUGUUCGUGAGAAGGGCACAGGAACUGAAAACCCUGUGCUUCAUCAGCAAGGAACACAGGUCAGAGCAGAGACAGCGGAGGUUGGGGUUUGGGUUAUGGAGUCACUACUUGGGCUGACGUCUGAGGCGCAACGUGAGCUGGACACCUUACAGGACACCAUUAAAUUCCAGCAGGAGUCCAUUACGAGUCUUGAGAGCCAGCUGAGCUUGGCAGACAAAGAUCUGAGAACUCUCCGAGCGCAGAUUGAGGAGGUAGCGCUUAAAGUCACGUUUGAGAAGGGAGUGCUAGCUAAACCCAUUGCUAAGGAUGCCCAGAUCGGGACGACAUCCUCUACCCUAAAGGAUGCUGCCGUUUUGUGCUGCCCAGCUGUGACGGAUGUCUGUGUAGGUAACAGCUUUGCACCAGAGUUGAUCGAGCAAAGUGCCCAAACUGAUACUUUAACGACAGCAGAAGAACCAGUAUCUGUUGUCACGGCCACCAUUGGUUGCCAGUACGAAAACAUGCUUGAUGACAAGAGUGAAGACCAGAAAGUUACUGUGUUAAAGAAGAGACAGCUGACCAUAAAUGAUUACAAGAUCUUUCCAGAAGAGGCAGUGAGUGUGUCUGAGGAGCGAGAGGAAGGCCAUGGGAACACGACGACACCCGACAAUCUCAAAUCAGAAACAGGCAUGCUGAAAUCAAUCAUGAAGAGGAAAGAUGGCGCAGUUGAAAAUCGCACGACAGGCAAGAAGAGCUUGCAGUUUGUUGGCAUUUUAAAUGGAGGGUAUGAAUCGACAUCCAGUGAAGAAGAGGAAGAUGAGGAGGAGGAAGAGGAGGAGGAGGAGGAAGAGGGAAGCUCCUCUGAAGGAAGUGGAGAGGGGGACUGCUUGGAUAGCACGGAGGAGGAUGAAGUGGAUCUGCAGGAAGAAACGUCGGAGGAGGAAAGAAACGUCAACCUGGAUGAGAGCGACACUGAUGAGGAAAUUCUGAGAGCGUCAAAGGGCUCAUCUGAUGGCGUCAAAGAGAAGUUUGAACUGAGCUCCAAAAUGCGUGAAGCUUGCCUCAUUCUCAAGAAUCACCUCAACGAUGACAUCCAAACACUGAAGAGUAAGGAAGUGCUCGCCAGCACUCACAUGGUCCAGCUCGAGUGGUUCCGUGUUUCCAGCGCCAAAAUGGCUCAGCCUUCGCGGGUACGCGACUACCUGAUGGCGUUCUCCGAGGUGUCCGCGCUGCUGCUUGAGCAUGUGGUCAACAUGACCGAUGGCAACGGCAACACCGCUCUGCACUAUAGUGUCUCACACUCCAACUUUGGGGUCGUGGACCUGCUGCUGGACACAGGCAUGUGCUGCGUGGACAAGCAGAACAAGGCGGGCUACACGGCCAUCAUGUUGGCUGCUUUGUCCACGGUGAAGGAGGACGAUGACAUGUCUGUGGUCAAGAAGCUCUUCAGCAAGGGCAACGUCAACGCCAAAGCCAGCCAGGCAGGUCAGACGGCGCUGAUGCUAGCUGUGAGUCAUGGCCGUCAGGAGAUGGUGGAGGCGCUUCUGGAGUGUGGCGGUGAUGUCAACGUGCAGGACGACGAGGGGUCCACGGCGCUGAUGUGUGCCAGCGAACACGGCCGAGCUGAGAUUGUCAAACUCCUUCUGGAGCAGCCUGGUUGUGACAUCUCCAUCGUUGAUAAUGAUGGCAGCAACGCUCUCUCCAUCGCUGUGGAAGCGUCUCACAACGACACUGCUGUGCUGCUCUACGCCCAUAUGAACUAUGCAAAAACUCAGUCUUCUGUGGGAAGCCCAAAGUCUCCGAGGAGCCCGACCAGCUGCCACAAGUCCUGGUCCGCAGAGUGACUUGGCAGCAGUGGAAAAGCAACGCAAACUGGAUCCGGGCUGUGAAUGGCUCCACUGGAAGUCUCAAUGUAUUUAUAUAUUGUAAUACGCCCUCUGUUUAAAGUAUUGUUCAUAUGAGAAUAUUCGUUUUCCAUAAAGAUGAAUGAAAGUUA
Molecule: messenger RNA, 3420 nt
Organism: Hippocampus comes (tiger tail seahorse)
Lineage: Eukaryota; Metazoa; Chordata; Actinopteri; Syngnathiformes; Syngnathidae
Gene: kank3
Product: KN motif and ankyrin repeat domains 3
Exons: 13
Coding region: 314-3268 (984 amino acids)
Biological process (GO): negative regulation of actin filament polymerization
Cellular component (GO): cytoplasm; cytoskeleton
Molecular function (GO): protein binding
Source: RefSeq, a predicted model, not a curated record